AUGGGUUCAAAACCAUGUUUUUGUGAAUCUCCAAAAAGUUCAAUCUAAGAAAUUAAUAUAAUAAUUCAUUAGCUUACCUAGAUACCUGCUAAUGCUCCAUAAAAACCAAUUCCAUUGUAGAUGGUGAAAUCUCUUAAAGAAGAGGACGAUUUUGGAUUAUUUUUGGUUAUGGAAUAAUAUGAGCGGUUACUCAUUAAACAUAAUAAGAGAAUUAAAUCUACAUCACCUUCUCACUAAAUUGAAAAUAAGAAUUAAGACAUUAAAACUACAUACAACUUGAAAAAACAUACAAGAAAAGUUGAUCUUAAAAAAUCAAAAUCACUAACUAACACAAAAAUAUCGACUUCAAGUAAAAGAUCUUCAGUUAAAAGUAUACUGAAAAAGAAAUCAGCCCAAAAUUAAAUAUCAUAUGAAUAAUAAAUAUCUGCUCCACAGAGAUCAAUAAAAAGUGUACAUUUUGACUUUGUACAGAGUCCUAUAAAUAUUAUUUAAAGAUAAUCACUAACUGCAAAAAAGAAAGUUUAUUUAAGGUCCGACUUAUGA
Messenger RNA from Paramecium sonneborni, 543 nucleotides. The record is from the annotation of a GenBank genome assembly. Lineage: Eukaryota; Ciliophora; Oligohymenophorea; Peniculida; Parameciidae.